AUGACGGCACGUGACACUUCCGCGCCUGUAAAACAAGAUGUGCGAGUGUUCCAGUCCAGCAUUGACACCUCCUCCGUUAUCUCCACUGUGUUCAAUCAGCCCUCCAUGUAUAUGGGGAUCGUGAACAUGCUUAUCAUGUAUCUUACACAACGCUUUCCAGAGGAGCUUAUGUCUCCGAAAUACAUGACAAUGACGUACAAUGGUAUUCGUGCCCCUGCCAUGCUGACUAUUCCUUUUUGCUGCAUAGCCGGGGCAUACUUCUCGGUAGCCAGCGUCAUCAGCACAUCAACGGUUCCUUUGGCCGGCCACCUUUACGGUUACACGCUCAGUCUUGGAGUUGGGCUCACAAUGCUCACAUUUCGCCGCGUGUCGUGGUAUUACCCGCUGCUUGGAGUGAUGUAUCUUUCUUUUGGUGGAUUUCAUCACUACAGGCGUAUGAUGAUGUUUGGCGACAACGCCCCCAUUUAUAACUGGGGGGACGCCACUGAAAUUUGGAACGCGCGUGUAGAGGCGAGGCGAGAGGCACGGCGACAGAAACAGACGGCAGCGUGA
This is a messenger RNA of Trypanosoma cruzi, 552 nucleotides long. RefSeq lists its product as uncharacterized. The record is from RefSeq and is a predicted model, not a curated record. NCBI's taxonomy places the organism in Eukaryota, Euglenozoa, Kinetoplastea, Trypanosomatida, Trypanosomatidae. The transcript has a single exon. Bases 1 to 552 code for a protein of 183 amino acids.